CAUGGCCGGACGCCCUUGCAUCUUGCUGCCAAUAAGGGCCAUCUUUCUGUGGUCCAGAUCUUGCUGAAGGCUGGCUGCGACCUCGAUGUGCAGGACGAUGGGGACCAGACCGCCUUGCAUCGGGCCACGGUGGUGGGGAACACUGAGAUCAUCACGGCGCUCAUCCAAGAGGGUUGUGCUCUGGACAGACAAGAUAAGGACGGGAAUACAGCCCUGCAUGAAGCCUCCUGGCAUGGUUUCAGCCAGUCAGCUAAGCUGCUCAUUAAAGCAGGAGCCAACGUGCUUGCCAGGAACAAGGCAGGGAACACAGCCCUGCACCUGGCCUGCCAGAACAGCCAUUCCCAGAGCACACGAGUCCUCCUGCUGGGUGGCUCCCGCGCUGACCUCAAAAAUAACGCAGGCGACACCUGUUUGCACGUUGCUGUGCGCUAUAAUCACUUGUCCAUCAUUAGGCUGCUCCUCAGUGCUUUCUGUUCAGUCCAUGAAAAGAACCAGGCUGGAGACACAGCCCUUCAUGUUGCCGCUGCCCUAAACCACAAGAAGGUGGUUAAAAUCUUAUUAGAAGCUGGAGCAGAUGGGACCAUUGUGAAUAAUGUAGGCCAGACCCCACUGGAGACUGCUCGCUACCACAAUAACCCAGAAGUGGCUCUGCUCCUCACUAAAGCUCCCCAGGUCUUGCGCUUCAGUCGUGGGCGAAGCCUGCGGAAGAGGAGAGAGAAGCUCAAGCAAGGAAGGAGGGCCCAGUCCGUGCCCAGAGAUGAGGUGGCACAGAGCAAGGGAAGUGGCUCAGCCAGAGACACCCCCAGCAGUGAGCAGGCUGUGCUCAGAAAAGAAGAGGCUGGAGAAGAUUUCCUGUCAGCCUCCCCAGAGCCCAGAGCAAAGGAUAACAGGAGAAGAAAGUCGAGACCCAAGGUGUCAGCCUUGUCUGACCCCACCCCUCCGGUAGACCAGCAGCCUGGACACCAGAAGAACUUGCACGCUCAUCACCACCCCAGAAAGAAGAGCAGGCACCGGGGCUCCUCCCCGCCCCCGCCCCACGAGUUCAGAGCCUACCAACUGUACACACUGUCGGGCAAGGAUGGGAAAGUGAUGCAGGCACCAAUAGAUGGUUGUCGCUGUGAACCUCUCAUCAAUAAGCUGGAGAAUCAGUUGGAAGCAACCGUGGAAGAGAUAAAAGCAGAGCUGGGGUCUGUGCAAGAUAAAAUUAACAUGAAGCUGGGCCACAUGGAAGCCAAAACACAGCACCAAAUGCGUGUUUUGGACAAGCUGAUGGUGGAGCGACUCUCAGCAGAGAGAACCGAGUGCCUGAGUCGCCUGCAGCAGCACUCAGAUGCCGAGAAGCACGACGGAGAGAAGCGACAGAUGUCGUUGGUGGAUGAAUUAAAAACCUGGUGCAUGUUAAAGAUUCAGAAUCUGGAGCUGAAGCUUUCUGGAGAGUCU
Messenger RNA from Castor canadensis (American beaver), 1440 nucleotides. The record is from RefSeq and is a predicted model, not a curated record. Lineage: Eukaryota; Metazoa; Chordata; Mammalia; Rodentia; Castoridae.